AACCGGGUGGAUAGAGUGUACCGACCAGCCUUGCAGCUUGCUGGACAAACCCGUCUUUGUACGGGAGAUUCCCCUCCCUAUUGCAAUGGGCAGGGCUGGAGCAACGUGGCGCUGUUCGGCCCAGUCAGCUAGCGGAAAAAACCACAAAACUUUUGAGUACUGGAAAUUCAGGAACUUUAGCUUCUUCAUCUUGAUGCUCCGCGAGGAUCCGAUCCUGCCUCUUUCCUGUUUUACGAAGGUGCACUAUUCCGGCGGGUGGUAUUUUAGCGGGUGAAGUAGCAUCCGGCAUACGAACUCCCGAUCCGGUGUUUGUAAGCUCACUUAGCAAGGUCUUCGCCGGGUGCGUGUAGAAGCGGAGGAGCCCCUGGCGUUGGAAUGCGGAAUGUGCCUCCUUUUCAGGCUACGAUCGACGGCUGGAGACCGCUGAACCGCUGGGUUUCCCAAACAGACUUCGUUCCCAUAAACCCUCCGGGAUUCCUGUUUUGCCCGCUCGGUUGGAUUGAGAAACAAACUUUUGAGCUGAACUCUCUUCCAUCGCCAUGGGGCAUGCACUGCUGGUCCUCCUGUUAUCUUCAACCGUUUCACUCAUUGGUGGGCUGAUAUUUGGCUAUGAACUUGGAAUUAUCUCUGGGGCCUUGCUGCAACUGCAAGUGGACUUCCGUCUUAGCUGUUUUGAGCAGGAGGUCCUUGUGAGUUCCUUACUCAUUGGAGCUCUCCUGGCUUCUUUGGUUGGCGGGAUCUUCAUUGACCAUCAGGGGAGACGGAAGGCAAUAUUGCUUAGCAAUGUGGUUUUGCUGUGCGGCAGUCUCAUUCUUACCUUCUCCGGGUCGCUUAUUUGGCUAGUAUGCGGGCGCAUGACUGUAGGGUUUGCCAUCUCUUUGUCAUCAAUGGCAUGCUGCAUAUAUGUCUCUGAAAUGGUGGCUGCCCAUCAACGAGGAGUACUGGUUUCCCUCUAUGAAGCUGGCAUCACCGUGGGCAUCUUACUUUCCUAUGCACUGAAUUACAUCUUUGCGGACACCGGCGAAGGUUGGCGAUACAUGUUUGGCUUGGCGGUUGGCCCGGCAGCCAUUCAGUUUCUGUCCAUCCUCUUCCUCCCAAAGAACUCAGUGAAGCUAAAUGUCUGCUACAGCGAGACUAGCAAAAGCCUCAUUCAUCAACAAAAAAAUGAAGAUGGUGAAGAUGUAAUGCUGCCACCUGGCCCUAGGGAGAAGAGUUAUUCUUUUGCAGACCUUUUCAGGUCAAUGGACAACAUGAGAAGUCGGACCCUGGUUGGCCUGGGGCUGGUGCUCUUCCAGCAAUUCACAGGGCAGCCCAACAUCCUUUGCUAUGCUUCCACAAUCUUCCGCUCUGUGGGCUUUCAGAGUGAUUCCUCUGCUGUCCUGGCUUCUGUUGGCCUGGGAGUGAUGAAGGUUAUUGCAACUGUUGUUGCAAUGGCUUUUGCAGAUAAGGCUGGCAGGAGAGUGCUGUUGAUGGCUGGGUGCAUGGUGAUGGCCUUUUCAGUGACUGCUAUUGGCCUGACCAGCUGCUCCAUUCCUUUAGAGAUGGUCAAAGACUGUGAAAGAUUCCCAGGGUCAAAUGCCACUUCAUUCAACUUAGCUCAUCACCCCACAAAGUUGGUGUCCUCCCAGCCAGCUGUAUCCUACUCUCUGCUGGCAUCAGGUGCUAAUGAAAUGCAAACGGAAUCGACUUUUGCUAUUAUAAGGCCAGCAGGCUCUAUCAGGACAGGUGCCACAAAUAAAAAUGGAGAGAGAAUGGCAAACACUCUGCACACCAAGCAGGCCCACUUUCUCAAUCAGUCCACUGAAGGAAAGGAGCCAAGUACCACCUCAUUUGUGGGUGAUGCACCUUCCAAGGAACACAUGCUUCUAAACUGGAUUACGUUGCUAAGUUUGAUGGCUUUUGUGAGUGCAUUCUCAAUUGGAUUUGGACCAAUGACAUGGCUUGUCCUCAGUGAGAUCUACCCCGCCAGCAUACGAGGAAGAGCCUUCGCCUUCUGCAACAGUUUCAACUGGGCUGCCAAUCUGCUAAUCAGUCUCACUUUCCUUGACCUCAUUGAUGCUAUAGGUUUAUCGUGGAUGUUCCUUCUCUAUGGACUGGUGGGAGCAGUGGCUGUUCUGUUUGUUUACCUUUUUGUACCAGAAACCAAAGGACAGUCUCUAGAAGAGAUAGACCAGCAGUUCUCAAAGAAACGGUUGCUACAAAGAAACACAUUUUGGCAAAAAUUGUGGAACAGACAAGAAAUCCGAGCACGUGCUCAGUACCAAAGAGUGCAUCAUCGUAGUGCCCCCUGAGAGAGAAGCCAUUCAUGCUGCCACUUACGAAGAGGCAGUGCCAUUAGUAUAUCAGGUUACUUAAUUUCUACACUGUUGGAAGAGUUAUGAUGGCUUGCCCAAAGGAAGAGUGCUGGACCAUUCCAUGAAAGCCCUGCCGUUCACAUGGGUGACAGCCCAGUUUUGUGUUUGUCAUGCAUAGAAUCUAGAUAGAGCUCAUGUUCUCCUAGUAGUUCACAAAGAAGACUUUUUUAAAAACAAAAAAACCCUGGUAAAUAAAGUAUAAAUUAUGACAA
This is a messenger RNA of Rhineura floridana, 2566 nucleotides long. RefSeq names its product solute carrier family 2 member 10 (gene SLC2A10). NCBI's taxonomy places the organism in Eukaryota, Metazoa, Chordata, Lepidosauria, Squamata, Rhineuridae. The coding region runs from base 540 to 2291 and encodes 583 amino acids. Gene Ontology annotation, cellular component: membrane. The record is from RefSeq and is a predicted model, not a curated record. Gene Ontology annotation, biological process: transmembrane transport. The transcript is spliced from 5 exons. Gene Ontology annotation, molecular function: transmembrane transporter activity.